Molecule: messenger RNA, 1185 nt
Organism: Equus quagga
Lineage: Eukaryota; Metazoa; Chordata; Mammalia; Perissodactyla; Equidae
Gene: HSD17B3
Product: hydroxysteroid 17-beta dehydrogenase 3
Exons: 12
Coding region: 1-1185 (394 amino acids)
Cellular component (GO): endoplasmic reticulum
Molecular function (GO): oxidoreductase activity
Source: RefSeq, a predicted model, not a curated record
AUGGGGGAAGUUCUGGAACAGUUCUUCAUUUUUGUAGGGCUGCUGGUGUGCCUAGUGUACCUCGUGAAGUGCGUGAGAUUCUCCAAAUGUAUUUUCCUGCGCUUCUGGAAGGUUUUGCCGAGAUCUUUCUUGAAGUCAAUGGGACAGUGGGCAGUGAUCACUGGAGCAGGAGCUGGGAUUGGGAAGGCUUAUUCAUUCGAGCUGGCAAGACAAGGACUCAACGUUGUGCUUAUCAGCCGGACACUGGAAAAGCUACAGGCCACUGCCACAGAGAUUGAGAGGACUACAGGGAGUAGUGUGAAGAUUAUACAAACAGAUUUUACCAAAGAUGACAUCUAUGAGGAUAUUAAAGAAAAACUUAAAGGCUUAGAAAUUGGAAUUUUAGUCAACAAUGUUGGAAUGCUUCCAGACCUUCUCCCGAGACAUUUCCUUAAUUCACCGGAUGAGAUCCAGAGCCUCAUCCAUUGUAACAUCACCUCAGUAGUGAAGAUGACACAGCUCAUUCUGAAACAAAUGGAAUCAAGGCAGAAAGGUCUCAUCCUGAACAUUUCUUCCGGGGUGGCCCUCUUUCCUUGGCCCAUAUACUCCCUGUAUUCGGCUUCCAAGGCUUUUAUGCGCACGUUUUCCAAGGCGCUGCAAGCAGAAUAUAAAGCGAAAGGCAUCAUAAUCCAGGUGCUGACUCCAUAUGCUGUUUCAACCCCAAUGACAAAGUACCUAAAAACCAACAUGAUAACCAAGACUGCCGAUGAGUUUGCUAAAGAAUCACUGAAUUAUGUCACAAUUGGAGAUGAAACCUGUGGCUGCCUUGUCCAUGAAAUCUUGGCGAGCUUCCUGGGCCACAUCCCGCCCUGGGUCUUCCACAGCGGCGCCUUCCGGAAGCUGCUGCUGGCGUGCUACGUGGACUACCUGAGGCGGAACGCCGCCCUCGGGCCACCACGCGGGGCCGCCCGGGCCGCUGGCGUCGCGCCGUCGGCGGUGGCUGCUGAGGACAGGGCCGCGCGACCGCCCGGCGGGCCCCCGGAGCCGGAGGGCCCGUGUCACCGAUCCACUCUUGGGGGCGUUGGAGGAGGAGUGUGCCAGCUGGCAGUGGCCAAGACCGCGUCCCCAGGCGGUCACGUGCUCGAGGCCCUGCCGACCUUGGUGCACGCGUCGUUUCUGAGGCGGUCGCCAUCAUUCAUGGUGUGA